This is a messenger RNA of Penicillium samsonianum, 438 nucleotides long. Its product is annotated as endosulfine family protein. Gene Ontology annotation, molecular function: protein phosphatase inhibitor activity. Gene Ontology annotation, cellular component: cytoplasm. The transcript is spliced from 4 exons. The coding region runs from base 1 to 438 and encodes 145 amino acids. NCBI's taxonomy places the organism in Eukaryota, Fungi, Ascomycota, Eurotiomycetes, Eurotiales, Aspergillaceae. The record is from RefSeq and is a predicted model, not a curated record.
AUGAAUCCUCACCAGCAGAACAAAGUGGACAUCAACUCCCUGAGCCCAGAGGAGCAGCGCCUGCUGCGCCUCUACGGCAAGAUGCCCACCAAGAAAGACGUCCUCCAGAACAAGCUCAAGGAACGCAAAUACUUCGAUUCGGGUGACUACGCCCUCAGCAAAGCCGGCAAAGCCUCGGACGUAGGCGUCACCAACAUCGGGUCACGCCACCCAGUGCCGGAGAACAUCCCGCACUUGACCUCAACCUCACCGGGCGCCAACAACUCUGCCAACAAUGGCAGUGUCAGCUCCCAAGGUGGGCAGCAAAUCCCCGGCAGCAUCAGCGGACACCCUGGUUCGAUCGGGUUCCAAAGCCGCAGCCCGAUCAAGGAGGGGGGUGAGCAGGAGCUUAGUGUUAGCCCCCCUACUGCGAGAGAGGGUGUGCCUAUCCGUCGGUAG